Neoarius graeffei (lesser salmon catfish) is the source of this 3226-nucleotide messenger RNA. RefSeq names its product leucine-rich repeat-containing protein 49. Gene Ontology annotation, molecular function: protein binding. NCBI's taxonomy places the organism in Eukaryota, Metazoa, Chordata, Actinopteri, Siluriformes, Ariidae. The transcript has 18 exons. The record is from RefSeq and is a predicted model, not a curated record. The coding region runs from base 273 to 2654 and encodes 793 amino acids.
AGGCGAAGUGUAAAUAGUGUAAACAGAAGCGUAGCUUUGAUUAUAUUAUAACGAUAAUAUUGUCAUGGUUUAAUGAUAAUUAGACCUAAAUACGGUUUAUUAUGUUUUAGAAAUGCAAUGGAUUAUAAUUAACACGAGUUCAAAGCGAAUAAAUACUUAAAUAAACACGGAAACUCAGCUAGAUUGAGUUCUGACCCGAAGCUAGCUAGCUAGCUAGCUAAGUGUCAUUUUAUGCUCUUGUUUGUUUUAAUUAUUUUUAUUUUUCAGUGGACAUGAGGUCUCGUAAACAGCACCGACUCGACCUGCAAGGACAAUUCCUUUCACCCAUGGUAAACAGCUACAAGAUGCAUUUAGCAGCAGUGAAAUCCUUACUGCCAGAGAAAGUCGUACCCAAGCCUCUUGACAUACGGUUGCCGGAUGACCUCGCAAAAGCCAACAUGGGCAUUCUGAGAGCUAAUCCAUCAAGGCAAGACUGCAGGGUGGCCCUGCAUGGUAAAACACUCCGUACCCCAGUACUGGCGUUUGUGAAAGAGUUCACAGGGGUGGAGCACACUCUAACACCCCCUCGGGUGACAGUCAAGAGCGGGAAAGCAAAGCGAGACGACCACAGCGCAGAGCUCACCUCCGCCCACAGCAAGGCCCCAGUCGGUGAUCCAGGGCCACUGAAUGACCGAUCUGCUCCAGGUUUUCCCGUGGCCUUCUGCUUUCGGAAUGAUUAUCCUGUCAGCCUGGACAGACUGGACCUUGACCGUCGUGGCCUGAUGGAGUGCCCGAACCUGGAUGGAAUGAAUAAGCUCCGCUUCCUUACGCUGCAGCACAACCGGAUCGCUCACCUCCCACACCUGGCUCACCUGCGACUCCUCGUCUUCCUUGAUCUCUAUUACAACCGCUUGACCGACAUGUCAGCCGUGUCCCCUCUCUCCUCCCUUCGUGUGCUCUUACUCGGCAAGAACAGAAUCCAGAGGAUAUGUGGUCUGGACAACCUGACCAAACUCGAUGUACUGGACUUACACGAAAACCAGAUCAGUCGGAUCCAGAGCGUGUCUCGCCUCGCAGAACUCCGAGUGCUGAACCUGGCAGGAAACUGCAUCUCCAGGGUGGAGAACCUGCAGGGUCUGGAAUCUCUGAUGGAGCUCAACCUCAGAAACAACAACAUCUCAUCUGUAACGGAGGUGGACCGGCUGCCCUGUCUCCAGCGUCUCUUCCUCAGCGCUAACAACAUCAGCAGUUUUGAUGAGCUGGCCUGUCUGGGAGACUCGUGCUCUCUGAGUGAGCUCACCCUGGAUGGGAACCCUGUAGCUCAGGAGUCAUGCUACAAACAGACCGCACUGCGCUGCGUGCUUCCACUCCGGCUGCUGGACAUGAAGCGCAUCACAGUAAGAGUGAGAGAGGAGGACCGACGCACGGCAAAUCUUUUCGCGCGAAAGGAGGAUGAGAAGAAACGCGAGAGCCACAAACAAGCUGCUCACAAGGAGAAGCGACGCCUGGCCAUCCAGAAUGCAGCGCAGCAGUGGGAGGAGUCCAGAAGCUUCCUUGAACUUCCAGCACAGAACGGCGCCAAGGAAGAGCUGAGCCCGGAGAACAGCCCCGCCCACGGCCUAGGACAGACCAAUGGGAUUGCUCAGGAGCCCUCACCCGAUGACCUCAGACGAGAUAGAGGGAGUCCUCUCACCGUUCCUGAGCGUCCAGUAGGGGGCAGUGACAAUAAAUUGCGCUCAAGCAGCCGCCCCAACAGCCCUCGAGACCCUAGACUCCAGGAGGCAGGGGGCACCAGCGUGCAGAGUCUGUCUCUGUCUGAGAGCCACGUGGCCGAGCUGGACGGCGAGACGGUGCGUCUGUUCGGUCCGGGGGCUCUGGAGACUCUGGAGAGAGGUUGGGGCGUGCAGACAGCCAGCACCGUCACUACCAUCGCUUUCCGCUACAUCCAGUUCGACAGCAUCGUGCCCACUCUGCCGCGCAUCCGCCUCAAAUUCCCCAACCUCACACACCUGAUCUUUAUGGAGACGAAUAUCACCCGGCUGCUGCAGUUAGCAGCUCUGGAGCAGGUAAAGAGACUGGAGCAGGUGACCGUUGAUCCAGAGGGAAACCCUGUCGUGAGUCUGACUCUGUGGCGAGCCUUCCUUAUCUACAGACUCAACCAUCUGAACCUGCAGAAAAUCAAUGGCACGGAGGUAACAAUGAAUGAUGCCAUGGCGGCCGAGCGCCUUUUCGGGACUCUGGGUCACGUGGCUUCGACGGAGACACCACACUGUCGCCUGCUUCUAGUGCUGGAGGAGUCGAGGAAGAGGCAGCUGCAGUUCUUGCUGGAGGGCAGAGUUCGCAGGUUCGGUUUGAGCCCUGAAGAGCUGAGGGAAAACGGGAAGCUGUUGGGGGAGAGCAUGAGCCGCGCACUCUUUAACUACCACAGCAAAGACUCCAGUUCUGACAGUCCAGAGGAGAGCGGCAGUGAGGUGAUGGAGCGCGGCUCCGCGGUGGAUCAGUACCUGCGAGGACUCGUGCACACGGCCUCCAGCACCAGCGUGAAGGCAGAAGCGCUGCACAAGCUCUGGCCCACCAUUUUUGUCGAGAUGGUGAGAGACUGCGUGCUGGAGACCAGGGACACCGCGGCGUACGCACGCGCCUGCCUCGACACGCUCUCCUCCAACGCCAAAUGAGAAGGAGGAGAGCGAUGAAACGGAAAGUGUGUGGAGAGAAAUGAAAAGGAUGUUUACUCCGCCCAGGAAAAAAAACAACAUUCCUGCCAUUUUUUUUCCCCCCCUCCCACCGUUUCGAAACACAGUCUCCUAUGGAGAUUAGUCAAAUGUUGAGAUUUGAACUUGACUCAGAUAGAUUCUUCUGUGAGACUUUUCAAGACUGAGAAUGAGAAAGAAGGAAUGAUCUUUGAAAAAACAUGAUGCCUGUGAUGUUUUAUGCUCGUUCAGUCACUCACUCACUCACUAGUGUCCCUGAAGAGGAGUAAAAGUAAUACACUAAUGUUGAUCUUCCUAAUGGUGCUGCUAACACAAACACAAAAACCCAGUCUGGUUCUUUUUCUGUCCUCUGUCUUACUGCGAAACACUAGAAGAGAUAAGACAAUUUAAUGUUUUAGCAUCUCAUUCUCUUUUUAUGCUGCUGGAUAAGAUCCAAAUGACUUUAACUCUUCUUGCACACACACACAGGGGUGAAGGGUUUUUUUUUUUUCGCUUUUCUUCUGUAUUUUACAGGAUAUUAAAAGAGAAUGAUGACC